Molecule: messenger RNA, 1169 nt
Organism: Desarmillaria tabescens
Lineage: Eukaryota; Fungi; Basidiomycota; Agaricomycetes; Agaricales; Physalacriaceae
Exons: 1
Coding region: 292-981 (229 amino acids)
Source: RefSeq, a predicted model, not a curated record
GAUGGCGCCUGCAUUCAUCGGCUAUAUAGCGAAGACGCGGUCGUAACAAUUGGGAAACGUCGCGUGUAUCUUACAGAACAAGCUGUUACCACUGUCGAAUGACGAUUCUUCGGAGCGCAAAGAUAUAGCAGAAAUAAUAGUGCAAUGCGUCACACAGAUUAUCACCACAUUUGACUUCGGCAUCCUUGUGGGUCUUUCCGAGUCUGAUCCUAAUCGAGCCCUGGGUUCUGUCGUGGAGCUUUUUAACCUGGGUUUUCUAUCUGGCUCCUCCAUGCAGACCAAAAUGAGUACAUGUACGCCAUACUUUGUCCUUUUAUCAAGCAUCUGCAUGCGCAUACAGUUCGAAUGGGCCUGCAAAUCACGUCCCCGCCAUUCUCCACCUUUUGUGCAGAGGUGACUAGUAUAUAUGCGCUAAAAAUAAUGAUCCCCAAACCCGACGAAGCCAUUUUACUCCAGUUGCCCAACAUAGGAUGUAGCCCUUGGUCCCAGUGCAUUCUUUGUACCAAUCUCCGAGAGUUUUUUAGUAACGGGAAGGCGGUUCAUGCUGUUACAGGGUCGCAUGCUGAGCGCGGGCAUGUGAAGAAAGAAUUGAAUGAGGUGCAUGCCAGGCAUUCUAGGGUUGCGUGGGAAACGGUUCAUGACAAUUACCAACUGACCUUACGGGGAGGCGUCUCGGUCUUUUUGGGGCGGCGAAUGCUGAGUGGACCUUACUUGCAGAUAACUAAACCCAAGACCAUGAGGGUUCAUGGCGCUUGGCUUGCACGGAGUCAAAAUGGCCAAAACCUUCUUGCCUCGAUUCCCAUCGAGGCCGUUCAAAGGCAGAUUAUGGGUGGUGAGUAUGACUGGAUCCGUGGUGUGAUUGUUGGUACUGCCAAUAUUGGAUCAACAACAACGCUGCCCAGCCCUCUCGCAAAUAUGACUAACAGCGGGAAUCUUGAAACGCCAACGGGACCUCCUGCCAAGAAAGCUACAUACAAUUAAUCUACGUUUCCGGCAUCGAUUUACCUCUAACAUGCCAGUGGUAUGUAUAUCUUAUGUAUUGUAUUGGUAUUGUACAUCCGUGUGCUCCUAAGUACUACUAACUAUUUAUUGUCCCUUUUACAAAGAUGAAGUUCGUGUUCCGAAAUAUUAGAGUCCGUGCCUCACAUGCAUAGAGAACCGACCGUCAA